AUGGAUUCGGAAGCAGCAUCGUCUUCUUUUUUCACAAGCGAACAAAUCCUGCAAAUGCUCAGUGAACUGCCUGCUGCGGGAUUUAUGAAGCCGGCGGUGCCACCUUCACCUGUUCUACCGCCAUUCAAGAAGCUGGGAGUUCUCGUUGACGCGGAUGACAUUAUCGACGCAAAGGAAGCUACUGGCAACAGCAGCAGCAACAACAACAACUACAUAAACAGCACACAAUCCUAUCUAUGUGCCGAGUGCCGACGGACACUGCCUACCGCCCACCUGUUGGAUCUCCACAUCACCGAGCAGCACGAUUUCUACUUUGCUGCCAGCGUGGAACGCGGCGAUAAGCCCAUGUUCGCCUGCUACCUGGAGGAGUGCGGCACCAAAUUCCACACGCCGCGACAGCGCAAGGACCACUGCAUCACGACGCACAAGUUUCCGGCCAACUAUCGAUUCGACCAGGACCACGGCAAGACCAAGCCCAAGGGCAGUGGCAGUGGCAAGAAGAGCGACGCCUCCAUGGAGGUGGACGAGGUGCCGGAAGCGCGAAAGACUGUGCCAUACAUCAAAGCCUUCUGUUUCGGCCACCACACGAUGCGUACGUUCAACACGCGAAAGGAGAGGCAGUCCGGCGACACCCUGGAGGACGUGCAGGACAUGAAGGACGCCAUCGACGACAUCCUGGAUUAGAUUUACAUAACUAUUUAUUUUGCGAAUGAAGCAGCAUUAUAAGAUAAAAGUAUAGGUAAUUUCCGUGAACAUGAUCGAUCAUUUCGCCUUUGGGCUAGACCUGAAAAUAAAAUUGAAUUUAUUGUUGA
This is a messenger RNA of Drosophila persimilis, 812 nucleotides long. Its product is annotated as protein lethal(2)k10201. Lineage: Eukaryota; Metazoa; Arthropoda; Insecta; Diptera; Drosophilidae. The record is from RefSeq and is a predicted model, not a curated record. The coding region runs from base 1 to 684 and encodes 227 amino acids. The transcript has a single exon.